GCACAGCACAGUCAGUCCUCCAUAUCACCGGAGCUGCUCCCUGAACGCGUUACCUUAGCAUGGAAUAUACGGCACAGUUGUAGAUCUAACUCGGUUACACUGAAAACAGACGAGCCGCGGCUUUUCUCGCAGAAAGGAGCCCAUAACCACCACCCACCUCCACAGACGAGAAGCUCUGCCUCUUCGGUGCGCUUUAAACUAGCCACCGAAAACUUGCUGCUUCGGUUUGUUAUCGGUUUGAGGGUACGGUGAAAUCGUACCCUACCCUAGUCUUAACACUGACAACCGACCGUAGCUCCUACGGUCUCGAUCGGGUUUUUAAGUGACGGUCAUUUAAAUGUUCUAGCUUUGCGGUCAGUUUCUCAACCGGGAUCAUUCAGCGACUUUUCAGUUGCUGAACACUAUAAACAGAAAAACGGCUUCUGCACCGAGGUAGCAGAGGAGGAGGAAAACCCCCAAAGUCAAGAAGAUAUGGAGUCGACCAAAGCUGGAGGCGUAAUAGCCUACAUCAGCUCGUCCAGCUCUGCCUCCAGCCCGGAGUCCUGCCACAGUGACUCCUCCAACGGCAGCUACCAGUCGUCGUCCCCGCCCCACGGCUCCUCACCCAGCCGCCGUCAGCUGAGUCAGCUGGCCGACCCAGCACUCCCUGCCGGUGGCCAAAACCUUCCAGGGACUCAGAAGACUGGACGCUCCUCCUCCGCAAAAUGUGGCAUCACAAAAAUCAAUGGCCUGGUGCUGCUGUGUAAGGUCUGCGGGGAUGUGGCCUCUGGUUUCCACUACGGCGUCCACGCCUGCGAGGGCUGCAAGGGCUUCUUCAGGAGGAGCAUCCAACAGAACAUCCAGUAUAAGAAGUGCCUUAAGAACGAGAGCUGCCCCAUCAUGAGGAUCAACAGGAACCGCUGCCAGCAGUGCCGCUUCAAGAAAUGCCUGAUGGUGGGGAUGUCCAGAGACUCUGUGCGUUUUGGCCGAAUCCCUAAGCGGGAGAAACAGCGCAUGCUGCUGGAGAUGCAGAGUGCCAUGAACAACAUGAUGAACAACAGCCAGCUGCACAGCCAGCUGCACAGCAGCCAGACGCUACCUAUCGCCAAACCACUGCCAGCCAGCGCCACAGAACCUACCUCCGAGGACGCCGGUUCCGCCCCCUCCCGCUCUCCAUCCUCCUCGCCAUGCUCCAGCCAAUCAGACACCAGCUCGGACCCCGAGCCCACCGUGGCAAUGGACACCAGCCCCAGCUCGGCCUCACCAAGCGCGUCUGACAGCGGGGAGGAGGAGGUGAUCGGCUCGGUGACCAGGGCCCACCAGGAGACCUUCAUGUACAAUCAGGAGCAGAGCACCCUGACAGCUGAGGCCCCGACCACCAUGGGCCCCCUGAACAGUGGCUCUGAUCAAAACACCACUAACCAUUGGAAGGAAGAGCAGACGGAUGUCUGGAACCACCACAACAACAUGGUCACCAUGGCAGCACAGGACCCCUCCUCCAGCCUGGGUCCUCAGGGUCCAGGGAACAACGCCCCAAACCACUGCCCUUUCAGACUGUCCAGGAGUGCUGCCAGCCACUGCCCGGCCUACACACAUGGAGCUUUCAGAGCCCCGGCUUCAGACGACCCCGCCAACGGAGCCUACAGCGGGCACCAGGGGAGAGAAGGAAAAAGGAUGCAUCUGGUUUGUCCGAUGAACACAUCUCCUCACGUGGACCCUCAGAAGUCUGGCCAUGAGGUGUGGGAGGAGUUCUCCCACAGCUUCACCCCUGCUGUCAGGGAGGUGGUGGAGUUUGCCAAGAAGAUCCCAGGCUUCAGAGAUCUGUCGCAGCACGACCAGGUCAGCCUGCUGAAGGCCGGCACCUUCGAGGUGCUGGUAGUCCGUUUUGCCUCUCUCUUUGAUGUGAAGGACCGCACCGUGACCUUUCUGGGUGGGAAGAAGUACAGUGUGGACACUCUGAGGGCCAUGGGGGCCAGCGACCUCCUCAACUCCAUGUUUGACUUCAGCGAGAAGCUCAUCAACCUGGGCCUCAGUGAGGAGGAGAUGAGCCUCUUUACUGCUGUGGUUCUGGUCUCUGCAGAUCGUUCUGGCAUUGAGAACGUGAACUCAGUGGAGGCCCUGCAGGAAACGCUGAUCCGUGCCCUGCGAAGCCUCAUCACCAAGAACCACCCCAACGAGUCGGCCAUCUUCACCAAGCUGCUGCUCAAACUGCCUGACCUGCGCUCGCUCAACAAUAUGCACUCUGAGCAGCUGCUGGCCUUCAAGGUCCAUUCCUGAAAUUUCCUCUAGUACUUGACCUCCCCACACCCCCCCACACCCCUCCACACCCCUCCACACCCCUCCACACCCCCCCACACCCCCCCACACCCCUCCACACCCCUCCACACCCCUCCACACCCCACACACCCCACACACACACUCACACUCACACUCCUCCCUCCUCCCUCCUCUGGCCUAUGACUGAACAUGGAGGCCACCAGCUGGAGACUCACCACCCAACCACACCUACACCUCCACACUUCUCCCCUGAGUCUUUAGGUUUGGUUCCGUCUGUCUGUAAACUGAACUAAAGUUCAAACUUGACAUUUAAAACGGGGGGGGAGGGCCAUAAAAUGUUCUUGUACUGUACUGUAGGGCGUAUCUGCCUGUGUGAUGGUAAUGCGUACAUACAGACACACUGAUCGAUGUACAUGUUUCCUGUGUUUGUGUGUAGCAUACUGUACGUUUGCAACUGUACAAACGUUAGAAGCACUUUUCUGUAUAGUGUAGACUGGUAUUUUUGCAUUCAUAGUGCAAUAUGUGACUGCUUAUUUUGAUUUGAGCUGUAUAGUGAGGAGUCAGUGGCACACAUUAAUUUGAAUGCGGUGCUGUGCUCAUGUGAUAAGGGGGGAAAGUUGUAAACCUAAAAGAAAAAAAAGAACCCCUGACACCUGAAUGACUGAGGUAAAAUCCUCUUUAAAAAAAAAAAAAACAAAACAACAAAAGCAGACGACAAUGAGAGGAAUGUGGACGUAAAGCUGCUAAAAGUCCCAGCUUUCCAGUUUGGUCACCAGAGAAAUCAGAGAAUGUUGUUUUAAUUUGAAUGACUUUGGGAAGCAAAAGAAGGCGACGUCUUAUCUGAAGCUUUUUUCUUGCAGUUGUGUAUGUACUAUGGUGUGUUUCUGUCAGUUGCAGGUUUUUUUGGGUUUUUUUUCUAAAUUAUUUGGGCAUUGUGGCAAAUCAGAUGUAUCGAUGUCACUCUGUUGCUUUGCGAUACAAGAUUUGUUCACAUGGAUCAGUGGAAAUGGAGAAACUGAACCAAUGAAAUCAAAUUCUGGACUUUAAGCAUCUUAAAGAUACAUUUUCUUUUCUAUUAUAUAUAGAUAUAUCUAUAUCUAUAUCCAUAGAUAUAGAUAUAGAUCUAUAGAUAUAGAUAUAGAUAUUUUUUUUUCCUUGAA
Molecule: messenger RNA, 3416 nt
Organism: Toxotes jaculatrix (banded archerfish)
Lineage: Eukaryota; Metazoa; Chordata; Actinopteri; Toxotidae
Gene: nr1d2b
Product: nuclear receptor subfamily 1, group D, member 2b
Exons: 8
Coding region: 472-2256 (594 amino acids)
Biological process (GO): hormone-mediated signaling pathway; cell differentiation; positive regulation of transcription by RNA polymerase II
Molecular function (GO): RNA polymerase II cis-regulatory region sequence-specific DNA binding; zinc ion binding; nuclear receptor activity
Source: RefSeq, a predicted model, not a curated record